AUGACCAAGAAGAGGGCCUUCACUCGUGCUCACCACCUCUCCGAGGAGAACCUGAAGCACAACAACAAGGUGGAGGAUGACCUUCUCAAGCGCACCGCUCGAUCCGAGGAGCACCUUCGACUUGAUCGCCUCAACCUCUCCUGCGAUGACCUCAAGAGAGGUGCCAAGGCUGAUAAGGGUGAGAAGUCUAAGAAGGUUGUCAAGGCUGGCAAGACCAAGACUCCCAAGUCUUCCAAGAAGAAGGCCAAGGAUGAGACUCCCCAGAGCACUGUCGACGCCCUCGCUUCUGGUGGUCAGAACAACCUCGUUCCUCAGGGCAUGAUGCCACUGCCUUAUAUGUCCAUGGUCCCUCCCUACCACCAAGCCUUCGCAUACCCAGGAGCACCCGGCGCGCAGAUGAUGCAGCCGCAGGGAAUGAUGCAUCCUAUGAUGCAGGCACAGAUGGCCAACGCCCAGGCCAUGCAGUCUCAUAUGAUGGCGUCUCAGAUGAUGUCUACUCACAUGGCGCACCCUCAACUGAUGCCUCAGAUGAUGCCUCAGGGAAUGACUCCUGGAUUCGGCUACAUGCCAGCUGCCUACCCUCAACAGGCACAGUACCAGAAUGGCUACGCCGCCAACAUGGUGUACACUGGCAACCCGACAUACCCAUACGUUCUCGUCGAGUCGCCUACCCGCCAGGCCCAUGUCACCGAGCAGGAUGACAUCUAUGAGGACGACCAGAACGAGGAGUCUGAGGAAGAGACUUCUGAGGAGCAGACCGAGGAGGAGGCUUCUACCACUGGGUACGAGGACUCUGCGUUCUCGGACUAA
Fusarium keratoplasticum is the source of this 810-nucleotide messenger RNA. RefSeq lists its product as uncharacterized. Lineage: Eukaryota; Fungi; Ascomycota; Sordariomycetes; Hypocreales; Nectriaceae. The transcript has a single exon. The record is from RefSeq and is a predicted model, not a curated record. Bases 1 to 810 code for a protein of 269 amino acids.